Molecule: messenger RNA, 1299 nt
Organism: Penicillium olsonii
Lineage: Eukaryota; Fungi; Ascomycota; Eurotiomycetes; Eurotiales; Aspergillaceae
Source: the annotation of a GenBank genome assembly
AUGUCGUCAACCGCUAUGGCAAAGAAAAACAAGGGGAAGAAAACCGCAGACCCGAAUGAGACUUCCAAGCUACUCGCUGCCAAGAUCUCUCAGCUGGAACAAGAUGCCGCCGGCGAGAAAGACCAAGAGGCGGAGAUUGAGCGCGAGGUCAAGAAAGCCACCCGGGAUCUCAACCAACUGCUGAACAACAUUGAGUCACCUAUGACCCGCCUCGAAACCGUCCAUAAGAAGUACACCGAGCUCUUGGCCGAUAUGAAAAAGCUAGACCGUGACUACUCCAAAAGCAAGAAGCGGGCCGAUCAGCUGCAGAAAGAUCAGGACAAGGGCAAGUCCGAUCUGAGCAAAACGGUCACCAUGAAAGACAAGCUGGAAAAGCUCUGCCGGGAGCUCACAAAGGAGAACAAGAAAGUCAAGGACGAAAACAAGAAAUUGGAGGAUACCGAGAAGAAGGCACGAUUGAUUGUGAAUGAACGCCUUGAUUCGCUUCUCUAUGAUAUUCAAGACGUCAUGGCCGCCAAGGGCAAUCCGCGCAGCGAGAAGGUGGAUGUUGAUAUGGAUGAAGCAUUCCGCGUGAAGCUGAAGACUGUGAGUGACCAGUUUGAUUCGCGAGACUCGCAAUACCGGUCUCUUCUCCGCAACAAGGACUCCGACAUACAAAGCUUUGCCUCCAGGCUCGAGGACCAGCGCCGUGCCGGUGACGCUGAGGCGAAUCGCUGCCGGGCUUUGACUUCACAGGUUUCGACAUUCACCCACACCGAGGCCGAGUUGCGCAGUCAACUCAAUAUCUAUGUGGAGAAAUUCAAACAGGUUGAGGACACUUUGAACAACAGCAACGAUCUUUUCUUAACGUUCCGCAAAGAGAUGGAGGAAAUGUCCAAGAAGACCAAACGCUUGGAGAAGGAAAAUCACACGCUGAAUCGAAAGCAUGAGCAAACGAAUCGCAACAUUUUGGAAAUGGCAGAGGAACGGACUCGGAACCACGAAGAGCUAGAAAGAUGGCGUCGCAAGUGCCACCAUCUGGAAGCUCUGUGCCGGCGCAUGCAAGCCCAAGGGCGAGGCGAAGGUCUCGCUCUAGCGGAAGGUGAUGACCAUCUUGAGGGCGACGACGAAGGCACUGAAAGUGAGUACGAUGAUGAUUACGAGGAUGAUGAGGAUGGAAUCAGCGAAGAGGAUGACCCCGAGCCACCUCUCCUCCGAGUCAACCAGCCCUCAGAGAAACCCGUCUUUGGACCAACCCCGCCCCCCAAUCUACUGGAGGCCCGCGCAAACGGCAAUGCGGUGUUAAAUGGCUGUCACUAA